Messenger RNA from Annulohypoxylon maeteangense, 1350 nucleotides. RefSeq names its product gamma-glutamyl phosphate reductase. The coding region runs from base 1 to 1350 and encodes 449 amino acids. The record is from RefSeq and is a predicted model, not a curated record. The transcript is spliced from 2 exons. NCBI's taxonomy places the organism in Eukaryota, Fungi, Ascomycota, Sordariomycetes, Xylariales, Hypoxylaceae. Gene Ontology annotation, molecular function: glutamate-5-semialdehyde dehydrogenase (NADP+) activity; NADP binding.
AUGUCUCUCACAAACGCAUCCCCGGCUGAAGCCGCAAAGGCGGCAAAAGAAGCAUCGCAUGUGCUUGCUACGCUAUCCGAAUAUGCCAGAAACGAUGCAUUGACUGCCAUCCAUGCCGGCCUGACUGCUGCCAAGAAAGAUAUCCUCGCGGCCAAUGCUCGCGAUCUUGAGGCUGCACGUGUAGCAGCAGAAAGCGGCCAGUUAAGCCAGAGCCUGGUUUCGAGGUUAGAUCUCGGAAAGAAGGGAAAAUGGGAAGAUAUGCUGAAGGGCAUACUUGACGUGAGAGGUCUUGAAGAUCCCGUUGGCAAAGUUACCUUAAGAACUAAGCUGGAUGACGGCCUGGAGUUGACGAGGGUCACUUGCCCCAUUGGUGUUCUUUUAAUUAUCUUUGAGGCACGACCUGAGGUUAUUGCGAACAUCGCCUCUCUGGCGAUAAAAUCGGGUAACGCUGCUAUUCUAAAAGGAGGAAAAGAGUCAACAGAGUCUUUUAUUGCUAUCUCUAAGGCUAUUUCUGCGGCCUUAGAGAAGACAAAGGUUCCUAAUGGUGCUAUCCAGCUCGUCACGACAAGAGAUGUGAUACCGCAGCUCCUGGACCUAGACCAAUACAUCGAUCUUGUAAUCCCCCGAGGUUCCAACGAUCUGGUCAAGUACAUCAAAUCAAACACCAAGAUCCCAGUUCUCGGCCACGCAGAUGGUCUAUGCUCGAUAUUCCUCGAGAAAUCCGCAGAUCCUCGAAUGGCAUCCGACGUCCUCGUCGACUCAAAGACCAGCUACCCCGCCGCAUGCAACAGCUUGGAAACGCUCCUAGUCCAAGAAUCCGCCCUUGAAACCGUUCUCCCUUUGGCAGCCGGUAGUCUCAUUGCGAAAGGAGUUACUCUGCGCUGCGACGCCAAGACUAAAGCGAGUCUCAUCAAAACACUGCCUUCGAAUCUAGCUUCCAAGCUGAAGGACGCCGAAGACGCUGACUUUGAUACCGAAUUCCUUAGCUUGACGCUUGCUGUUAAGGCUGUUGCUGAUAUCGACGAAGCGAUCGCUCACAUCAACACCCACGGCUCCAAACACACGGACGUCAUCUUAACUAGCUCGUCUGAACUCGCUGAGCAGUUCAUGUCGAGCGUGGACGCGGCGGGUGUGUACUGGAAUGCUUCCACCCGGUUUGCCGACGGCAUGAGGUACGGUUUCGGUACCGAGGUCGGUAUUAGCACGAAUAAAAUCCACUCCCGCGGUCCGGUGGGCUUGGAAGGCUUGAUGAUCUAUAAGUAUAAGAUCCGAGGGCACGGUCAUAUAACGGCUGCGUAUGGCGAGGGCGAGGGGAAGAAGAGCUUUAAGCAUGAGAGACUUCCCUUGUAA